CGACCGUCGGCUGCGACACGCCGCGCCGGCCGUCGGGCGUCAGAAGGCAGUCUGUUUGCGAGCUGUGCUGGGCGGAGUGGCAGUGCUGGGCCGUGACGCUCUCCACUGCAACUGGAGAGGCCUCCGGGACACACCAAUCAUCAUCUCGGAGCCGCCGCUGACAGCUGUAUUAGCGGCCGGCGCCAUCACCAGGGGUCAUCGGUCGGUGGUGACCGUCCCGACCGGGCAUUGGUCGGCGGUGACCGAUCCGGUCAGCGGUGGCACUCGAACAGUGGACGCUCCGACACAGACCCCAACUAUGGUCGGCGUGACGACUCGUCACCCAAAUGCGAGCUUUGUGUAAUGUCAGUGCGCAAUCAGGGGAGUAGUGAGCUGUAGCAAAGACAACCAAUUUGACACCACUGUUCCUAUGGAAGCCCGUCGACAGCCAGAGCUUUCUUCUGCCACAGAAGACGCGUUCUUCACGUUGCGAAGUUCAUCUGCUGGCCGUUGGUCAUGCCGAAGAGCCUGCACAGGGCGGUGCCGCCGAAGGGCGCGGGCUUGGCCAGGGUCGGCUGGUGCGCUCCCGGGUCUGCUGAAGCGGCCGUGACCUCUCGGUCCUCCAGUGAUGGUUGGCACCAGGCGCGGUGGCACCGACUCCAGCAGGCACGUCUCUGGGGCUACCCGCCGGCGACAGGCGAUACAGGCGGCAUGCGCGGAGGCGACAGCUCAGGCGGAGACGGUGGCGCUGGCGGAGGCGGCAGCGGGCCGGGCGGAGCGCGAGCUGCGCAGGGAGAACGCCCGGCUACACCGGCAGCUGACGGCGGUCCGAGGACAGUACCGGCGGCUGGAGGGCUUCGUCAGCGAGCUGGAGCAGCUGGCCGUGGCCGCAGACGGAGUGCACAAAGGCAGGGACAGCGGCCCGGGGCGGAAAAUAUCAGUGGGAGAUGGAGGGAAGUGCAGAUCGGCGACGGCAUCUGGUGAAGUCAAAGGGAUCUCGUCAAGAAACCACUCGACUACAGUCCUCGAAAACCACAUUACUUUUGCAGAGCUUAAUCAGAAUCAGGACCCAAUCCUGUUCAGAGGACUGAAAAAGCAGUCAGUUUUGGCUGGCUCACUCUCAGAUCAUCAGUCCAGUAUAGAGCUGUCUGCGCCGCCAAUCUCUUCCGAGCCCUGGCCACAUUUCAGCCAGCCCAGUCUGGAGCAGCUACAAGAAAUGGUGCAGCUCAUUCAGUCAGACCGAGACGCUGCCGCCGCUGCCGCCCUGCAGCCGCCUGCUCCGUCCCCGCUGCUCUGUCGGACAGUACCGCCCGAGUUUUACGCCGAGCGAAGCCUGGUCCGCUACCGUCGGCCGCCGGUCCUGGUGCGCUUACAGCCCGUCCAACAGCACCAGGUCAGCUUCAACACCAGUGGACAAGUAGCUCUGCGUGCGCUGACCGCUGUCCAGGUGGCUGACGAGCUGCACCGCCAGCUGCCGCCGCCGCUGGUGCAGCAGCUGACCGGGGUACGCGUGCUGACAGACGCGGUGUACAUCAGCACGGCGACGGCGGACCAGGUGGCCGCACUGCUGCGCUGUCGGCUGACGGUGCGCGGUCUGCCUGUGACACUCCGCGACGAGAGUGACGCAGCGCACGUCCUGCUGCUAACUGGUGUGCCUCACUAUGUUGGCGACGCUGGCGUGCUGGCGGUGGCGGCAGCGUUCGGCACCCCGCGCGGUCUGCCCGAGAGACGCAUCUACCGCGGGGUGGCCACCGGCGAGCGACUGGUGCGGCUGAGACUGAACGACGACACCUCCAACCGCCUGCCGCCCGGCCUGACGCUCGCCGGGCUGCGACUGACGUUGCGCCUGCUGCCCAUCGACCAGCUGGAUAGCCUGCCUUUGGACGCGUCUGAGGCGCCGCCGACAGUCCGACCACCGGACGGUCUGCCCCGAUCGCCUCCGCCGCGCUACAGCCAGGCAGUCUGUGAUGGGCCGGGUAGAGGUCCUGGAGCCCCCAGUGAGGAGACUCUGGUGAAGAGAGUGAUAGAGAGUGUCCCCCGCACGCCGUCGGCCGACCAGCCACGCUGGGCUGAGCGGCCGGCAGCAACGGCACCCACCAGGGAACGAGCCCCUCACCAGGCCGGGUACCCUGUGUGGCCCCUGCCGGAGGUAGACCACCUUGCGUCGUCACUCGGCGUCCUGCUGCUGGCGCGACCUCAGACCAACGGGAGCCUCGUGUACCAGUCGCCGGACGGCAGGGAUGCCGCACGAGCCGGGCGCAGGGAGACAGCCGAGUGGACUGUUCGCGCCGCCAGCCCGGGGCCAUCAGCUCGGCUGGAGCGACGGCCCCGUCCGGGUCUCCGCGAGCUCGACAUGUCUCUGGAGCAGCUCAGUAGCGUAAGCAGCGGGCGCAGCGACGCUGGAGAGACGGAUGACUCGGUGUCUCCGCAGGACGGCUCCGAGCUGCCCUGGUGCGGCUGCUGGGGUAACGGCUGCUUCUGAACGCUUCCCAGGUGACCAGAGAACAUUUCACUCAGAGCGCGUCGGCCUGGGGCCCAGUGUGGGCGCCGUCUCUCUUCGAAAGGCUACAGACCGGGGCCUGUGAGCCACCACAUGAGGCUAAUGUGAAUCUGGGAACUGCACGUGCAGGGGCUGCACGUGUACCUUUGGCACGUGCAGGAGCGGGACCCAUGCGAGCUAGUCGCGGCAGCGUACCAGAGCCUGUGAAAGGCCGAGUGCCGACCGGGCUGUGAUCUGUGAGCUGCCCGAGUCCGUCAGGUCCGGCGACUUUGUCACAAUUUAAAUCACACAACACAUGAACGAGUACUGUGCUUCCAGGAGAACGGACAUGGCUAAAAAGGGUAAUUUUCCUUGGAAUGCGAUGUAAUAUGUAAAUUGGUCUACUUUGAAUCGCAUCUCAUGUAACAAAUAUCAAGACAUUCCAUACGUACCUAAGCUAUACCUAUAAGUGUACAUUUAUAAAUGCUUAGAUACUUCACAUUAGUUUUAUGAUAAUGUGAAUUGAGAUGUAGUGAUAGUCAGCCGUCAGGUGCAGCUCUUCUAACUGACUAUGUCUUACACUGCAACGCUAGCGAAACAUG
Molecule: messenger RNA, 3060 nt
Organism: Amphibalanus amphitrite
Lineage: Eukaryota; Metazoa; Arthropoda; Thecostraca; Balanomorpha; Balanidae
Exons: 2
Coding region: 608-2461 (617 amino acids)
Source: RefSeq, a predicted model, not a curated record